AUGCUGCACCAUUACGUCUAUCUCCUCGCCUUACUCUCUUUUCUACCAUAUGCUACUGCUAAGGUGACAUGUCCGGCCUCGUCGAAAGGUCACGUGCUCGAAUGCGCGUUUGCGUGCUGUCCUUCAUUUGAGGGUGCAGAUCAGGGAUAUUACUGUUGCGGACCUGAUGACACACAGCGAAUCACUGAUGGACAUACACGAGCUGAGCGAUUUGUGGCCUAUGGCAGUACAUUCCAGAUUGAUUACACUUUGCUCAUAAUCGGCCUAAUCGUCUCUAUCAUUCUGUCGAUUCUUCUUUCAUUCUUCUGUUGUCUUCUUUGCAAUGGCUGCUGGCUCCAUCGUCGACGAAAUCCACACCUUUAUGAGACCGUGAACGAAAGUGGAUGGUACCCGAUUUGCUGUUAG
Molecule: messenger RNA, 405 nt
Organism: Cooperia oncophora
Lineage: Eukaryota; Metazoa; Nematoda; Chromadorea; Rhabditida; Trichostrongylidae
Source: the annotation of a GenBank genome assembly